This is a messenger RNA of Carassius carassius (crucian carp), 2071 nucleotides long. RefSeq names its product CDP-diacylglycerol--glycerol-3-phosphate 3-phosphatidyltransferase, mitochondrial-like. Lineage: Eukaryota; Metazoa; Chordata; Actinopteri; Cypriniformes; Cyprinidae. Gene Ontology annotation, cellular component: mitochondrion. Gene Ontology annotation, biological process: cardiolipin biosynthetic process. The transcript has 11 exons. Gene Ontology annotation, molecular function: CDP-diacylglycerol-glycerol-3-phosphate 3-phosphatidyltransferase activity. The record is from RefSeq and is a predicted model, not a curated record. The coding region runs from base 37 to 1659 and encodes 540 amino acids.
UAGAUAAAGUUUUGACAUUCAAAAUGCAGUGAAAACAUGGCGGCGCCCAUGACAUGGAAAAGACUUGUGUUCUCUGGGUAUACUCCUGCUCUCUCCUGGGUUUUUACGAGGACAACCUAUCGCUUUUUCAGGACACAUGAGCGGAGGAGAGGGUCCGCUGUGCUGCUCUUGGCCCCUCUCCUGGCAGAGGCGGACUCGGCCCCCCUGGCCUCCUCCAGACCUCCAGGCUUCACCGGUGUCGAGGGCCUCCACUCUCAAUUCCACUGGAUGGCUGAUCAUGUACCUGCUUUCAGGGUCCCUGGGGGCCGCAUACGCAUCCUUCACUCGCCUAAUGAGUUUUAUCAGGCUAUGAAGGCUCGUAUCAAGACAGCCAAGAAUCGUGUGGUGAUGGCAUCACUGUAUCUGGGCACAGGACCACUAGAGCAAGACCUCGUGGAUUGCAUGGAAGAGGCAUUAGAGCACUCCCAGGAAGAUCAUGCACCUGAUCUCAAAGUGUCUUUUCUGCUGGAUUAUACCAGAGGCUCGAGAGGUAAGCACAAUUCCCGCACAAUGUUAAUGUCACUGCUCCAGCGUUUUCCCGAGCAGAUGAGAGUAUCCCUGUACCACACACCUGACCUGCGGGGGCUGCUGCGUCUUCUGGUUCCUGAACGCUUCAAUGAAACCAUAGGGGUUCAGCACAUCAAGGCAUACAUUUUUGACAACAGUCUCAUCAUUAGCGGGGCCAAUUUGAGUGACUCCUACUUCACCAAUCGUCAGGAUCGCUAUGUACUUCUGGAGGACUGCGGGGAGGUGGCUGAUUUCUUUGCUGAACUCGUGGGAGCCGUGGGCGACGUGUCACUGCAGUUGCAGCCUGACAACAGUGUGCACAUGAUGGAGGGAAUGGUGCAUCCCUUCAAAGGUAACAGAGCCGACUUUUCUGUACUGGCACAGAGACGGAUCAAGGAGGUGGUGAACACAGCCCGUGUGAGGCAGAGCAUGCUGGAGGCAGAAUGCUCAGAGGUCCCAGAAUCGGAGGGUAUGGUGCCAAAUGACACCUGGAUCUUUCCACUUGUGCAAAUGAAGCCCCUUGGCAUUCAUCUGGAUGAACAUGUAACCAAACGACUGCUCACAGAGGCAGGUGGAGACUCAGUCGUCUAUCUGACAUCGGGUUAUUUCAACCUGACGCUCACUUACAUGCAGCUGGUGCUAGGUGCGGCAGCAGACUACCAUAUCCUCAUGGCCUCGCCAGAGGUAAAUGGGUUUUUUGGAGCCAAAGGAGUAGCAGGAGCAAUUCCUGAGGCCUACGUUCACCUCGCCCGACAGUUCUACAAUAAGGUGUGUCAGCUGGGUCAGCAGAGUCGUGUGCUCUUGCAUGAAUACCAUCGCCCAGAUUGGACAUUUCAUGCUAAAGGUCUGUGGUACUAUGUGGGAGGAAGAGACCGCCCCUGCCUCACUCUCAUUGGCUCCCCAAAUUUCGGCUAUCGCUCUGUGCACAGGGAUCUGGAGGCUCAGAUUGCCAUAGUAACAGAGAAUGAGGAACUCCAGAUGCAACUGCGACAGGAGCAGGAGAUGUUGUACCAGAGUUCAACGCAAGUGUCAAACUCCACGUUUAAUCAGCCAGACCGCCGUGUAAAGCUGUGGGUGAAACUGGUUACUCCACUCAUCAAGAACUUCUUCUAAAGUUCAGCAGGCCUGAGGUGAUGGAUAUCUCACAGGUUGGUUGCUGACGGUGAAAACUGGGACUACACGUGUGGUUUGUAAAAGAGGCAUUUGCAAAUAUUGCUGGACGCAGAUGGCUAUGAUAAAGAUCUCCAGUGAUGUUAGAAAGCACUCUGUGCGGUUCGAUUCAGUAACAUUCAUUCUGCUUCACACAACCUCAUUGUUAGAGGAGAAUGCAUGCAAAUCCAGUAUACAGUAUUUACUGCCAGUGUGACAGAAACACAUUUGUAAGCAGUGUGGCAGAUCUGAACAUUUGGCCAUCAGUUCGAUGUGCAGUGCACAUGUGUACAUAUUUGAAUUAAUUUAAUUUUUUUUCUGUAAAUAUUGGUUGUUUUUUCACUUUAAUAAGAUGACCCUUACCAUUUCUACUUUA